Messenger RNA from Cottoperca gobio, 9146 nucleotides. It is a transcript of the gene patj, whose product is annotated as PATJ crumbs cell polarity complex component. The record is from RefSeq and is a predicted model, not a curated record. The transcript is spliced from 49 exons. NCBI's taxonomy places the organism in Eukaryota, Metazoa, Chordata, Actinopteri, Perciformes, Bovichtidae. The coding region runs from base 162 to 6050 and encodes 1962 amino acids. Gene Ontology annotation, molecular function: protein binding.
UUGAUGAUUUAAAAAAAUCCACACCAAAUCAAAACGCUAAACUUUCACGGGGAGACAAUAUUUCCGAUAGCACCCGAACGCAGCAUUAAAGCAACACUGAGUGCCAAACUGGAUUCAGUUCAUAUUGAUCCAGAGCAACAGACGGAGAGCGAGGGACGACAAUGUUUGAAAAUGUUCCAGCAGUGUCCUCAGUGGAGCGUCAGAAGGUACUCGGAGCUCUGGAGCGUCAGCAGGUACUGGGAGCUCUGGAGCGUCUGCAGGCCAAACUGGUCCAGAGGGAGGAGUUGACCCACAGUGAAACCAUGGGUAACCUGAGGGAGACCCUGCAGAGUCCGCUCUUCAACCACAUCCUGACGCUGCAGCACUCCAUCAAACAGCUCCGGAACCAGCUGAGCAGUAUGCCACCUGAAGCCUGCAGUGAGUUCAGUUUCUCCAAAAAGGGUCAGCUGAUCAUGAGCGCGGUUGAUCCAGCCAGCAGCUCGGCCUCGCCUGCCCUGUCCGCCGCCUCCUCCCUCCUGACCACUGGUUCCUCUCCGUCCAUCCAUCAGACUCCGCCCUCGUCUGACCUCCUCCUGCAGAAUUGGAUCUUUUCCUCCGCCAAGGGCCGUCACACAGAGCUGUGUCAGCUGACUCGGCCUCUGUCUGGAGGUCUGGGCUUCAGCGUGGUUGGUCUGAAUCCUGCAGGAAGCAGCAGUCAGGGCGUCUUCGUCAAACACAUCCAGCCUGGAGGCAUCGCACACAGGGACGGGCGUCUCCAGGAGAGGGACCAGAUCCUGGUGAUAAACGGCAGUCCUCUGGAGCCGGGGAUCAGCCAGCAGCAGGCCCUCACCCUCCUGCAGCAGCCGGGUGAGACGGUGGAGCUGGUGGUGGCCAGGGACCGCCCACUCAACGCAUCAUCUUCACCCGCCGCAGCCAUCAACACGGAUCAGUGGGGUCACGUGGAGGAAAUCGAGCUGGUGAACGAUGGAUCUGGUUUGGGUUUCGGCAUCGUGGGAGGGAGGACGAACGGCGUGGUGGUUAGGACACUCCUCCCCAACAGCGUGGCUGACAAGGACGGGCGUCUCCGCACAGGUGACCACAUCCUUCGCAUCGGGGCGACGCCCACCAGCGGCCUCACCAGCGACCAGGUCGUCAAGGUGCUGCAGGGAUGUGGGAGUCGUGUGACAUUGCUGAUCUCCAGGGAUCCCCCGGGUCAGAGGUCAUCAGCCCCGCCUCCACCACCACCUCCUAACUCGGCCCCUGUCUCCUCCUUACCCCCACGCCCCCCGGGCCAACCCCCCCAACGCCGGCUAAGCAAGACGCCCAACCUGGAGGGAUAUGAAAUUCACGAGGUUCCUCUAACCAAGAAUGACGGCCAGAGCCUCGGCAUCUCUAUCAUCGGCUACAACACCCUGACCAGCCAAGAUGCAGUAGGUGUGUUUGUGAAACAUGUAGUUCCAGGCAGCGCUGCCGAUCACAGCGGAAACAUCAAAGUCCAUGACCGACUGCUCGCUUUAGACGGCGUCAGUCUCCAUGGAAUGACCAAUCACGAAGUUCUGGAGGUGAUGAAGAAGACGGGUCAGACUGUCGUUCUCAGUGUGGUCAGGAAGAAACCUAGAACCCUGGAGAGAUCUCUGGAUAAAGUUGAGAGGGAGUCGUCUCGUUUGUCAUCGAGGAGAUCGAUGGAGGUCAACGCUCGCUCGUCUGGGUUUGGCUUUACAGCGCCAAAUCAAGAACCAACGUAUCCAUACACAACACAGCUAACAAGUGAUGCAGAUGCAGAUGCAGAACUGUGGGCUAAAUGGGAGCAGGCUCUGGGACCAAAGUACCAAGUUCUGGUGGUUAAGUUGGAUCCUGUCAUUGAAGAUGAUGCAGAGCUACAAAAAUCCUCUAAGCUGCUGCCCGUCCACACUCUGCGUCUUGGUGUGGAGCUUGACUCGUUCGAUGGUCACCACUACAUCUCCUCUGUGGUCCCUGGAGGCCCCGUGGAGAAACAUGGAGUCUUGAGACCAGAGGACGAGCUUCUGGAGGUGAAUGAUGUUCAGCUGUAUGGUAAAUCCCGUCGGGAAGUGGUGUCGUUCCUCAAAGAAGUGCCUCCCCCGUUCACUCUGGUCUGCUGCCGACACCCGACCUCUGACCUGGAACCAGAAUCUGAAUCUGAAUCUGAACAAGGAUCUGAACCAGUACUACGCCCUGAACCUGCACCUGGACCAGAAAGGCAGGCACAACCCAGUGUGGAGGAGAUCGAGCUGAAGCUGUCGUCGAUGCUCUGCACUCAGACAGAACUGAGAGAGAGUGCCAUUGAACAGCAGCAAGCAGUUAGACAGGUAUCCCCUAUAGAGGUGGAGCUGAUUGAGACUCAACACAGCCAGGAAGAGGAGGAGGAGCAGGAUGAAGAUGAAGAUGAAGGAGAGCUGGCUCAGUGGUCUCCAGACGUGCAGGUGUUGGAGUUGCAGAAGGAGAGAGACAAAGGCCUCGGCUUCAGCAUCCUUGAUUACCAGGACCCACUGGAUCCCGGUCGGUGUGUGAUGGUGAUCCGUUCUCUCGUUCCCGGCGGUUCAGCAGAUCGUCUCGGCGCUUUACUCCCCGGUGACCAGCUGGUGUCGGUCAACCAGACCCAGUUGGACCUGCUUACCCUGGGCGAGGCCGUGGAGGUCCUGAAAUCUGCCCCCCCUGGCACGGUCCGCCUGGGUAUCCGUAAGCCUCUGGUGAUGAUGGAGGGACUGGAGAGGAGCAGACUGGUGUCGCUCAGCAACACACAACUGCCUGUACCAAAGGGUUUUGGUGACGGCUCCGUCCUGCCAGAAGACCUCCGUCGAGAAGAAGAAGAAGGGGAAGAAGAGGAGCCGGAGCUUAUCCUGGACGGAGGUCUGCCUCGCUACGCCUCCUUCUCCCUGACCUCUGACCUCCUGCCUGUGGAGGAGGGCAGGGAGAUGGCCGUGGACGAGGACGAGGUUGAUGAAGAUGAAGAGAAGGAGGAGGAAGUGGAGACGCAGGAGAAAGUGGAGGAGAGCAUGGGCUCCCUACCCAGGAAGCCUCCUCCGUCGUGGGAGGAGUGGAAGCUUAACUCCUCCCUCCGGGCCAGAGGAACAGAGGAGACUUGGAGAGAGAAGCAGGAGGAGAUCAGCGAGAGAGAAGAGGAGGAAGACCUGCAGAGAUCAGACCAUGAAAGCAUCGUGUCUCUAGGAAACCUGAUUCUGGGUAUUCCAGACUUCAGAGACAGUGAAGCAGACUCUGAGCUCUCUCUGACAGACACCGACACAGAGUCCGUCAGGAAGAUUGACACUGGGAGAAGGAAGAGGCGGAGCCAGGGAGGAGCCUCUCUACCAAUCAGAGGAGGCCAAGGUGAUCUACCUGAAAGAGAGGAGGGGGAGGGAGAGGAAACUCCUGCCUUCAGUCACUGGGGACUCCCCCGCAGGGUGGAGGUGUGGCCUGAGGAGGGUCAGUCCUUGGGUCUGAGCAUCGUGGGAGGUCAUCUGGUGAUCAAGCGUCUGAGGAACGGAGAGGAACUGAAGGGAAUCUUCAUCAAACAGGUUUUACAGAACAGCCCUGCUGCCAAGACACAGCGUCUGAAGACCGGAGACAAGAUCCUGGAGGUGUCAGGUGUUGACCUACGAGUGGCCAGUCACGAGGACGCCGUCAAUGCCAUCAAAUCAGCGCCGAGCCCCGUCGUCUUCAUCGUCCAGAGCCUGUCAGCUACUCCACGGCCUGUGUCUCUCACAGCUCCCAGCUACAAAAAAACGAAAGCAACAAGGACUGAGUCUCCGACACCAGGUGCAGCCCCGCCCCCUCUGAGACAACCCCCGCCCUACAGACACCCCGACCAAUCAGAUCAGGAGCUGGACUCUGACCUGGAGCAGGCCAAAGAGCGUUGGUGUGAGCGUUAUGGAGACCUGCAGGGGGAGCUGCAGUGCGUGGAGCUGGAGAAAGAGCGGCAGGGUUUGGGUCUCAGCCUGGCAGGAAACAGGGAUCGUUCCCGCCUCAGCAUCUUCGUGGUGGGACUCCAUCCAGGGGGGCCGGCCGCUCGAGACGGACGCAUCCGGGUCGGAGACGAGCUGCUGGAGAUUAACAACCAGGUUCUUUAUGGGCGGAGUCACCAGAACGCCUCGGCCAUCAUUAAGUGCGCCGCCUCCAAGGUGAAACUCAUCCUGCUCAGAAAUGAGGAUGCUAUAAACCAGAUGGCCGUCCCCCCAUUCUCAACUCCCCCUCCUCCCCCUGUCGUCAGCCCAGUCGCCAGCCCUGUCAGCCCCGAGUCUGUCUGUCCAGCUCCUCUCGCUGUCUCCGCUCCCACAGACGGACCCAGCCCCCCCAACAGCCUGACGCUCCACCCGACAUCGGACACACCGGGGCCACUGGUGGAGGAAGUAUUCAGAUCUGUUACUUCAGUAAAGAACGAGAGGAGUGAUGAAGCCCAACAGAACAACAGGAACAGAAGCAGCAGCAGCGCCCCCAAGAGUCUGAGAGAGAGCGACACCUCCAACAAGAGUCUGAAAGUUGCAGAGUCUCCAGAAAUUGAGCUUCAGGCUCAAAAGGCGUUGCUGGAGCAGCAGUCCUGCAAGUCUUCCAGCAGCUCCUGUAAACAGACCACAGCAACGCCUCCUCUGAUCAGCCCCGACCAGCAGACCACCAGCAGGGACCCAUCAUGCUGUGCGGUGGUUCCUGGUCAGGAGAUGCUAUUGGAGAUCUGUAAAGGUCGUUCAGGACUCGGACUCAGUAUAGUGGGAGGAAGAGACACACAGCUGGACGCCAUAGUGAUCCAUGAGGUUUAUGAAGAAGGAGCUGCAGCCAGAGACGGACGACUGUGGGCAGGGGACCAGAUACUCGAGGUGAACGGGGUGGACCUCCGCAGGGCGUCCCACGAGGAGGCCAUCACCGCCCUUCGUCAGACGCCGGCGAAGGUUUGUCUGACUAUGCUGAGGGACGAGGCUCAGUACAGAGACGAGGAGAACCUGGACGCCUUUAAGGUGGAACUGCAGAAGAGGAGCGGCAGAGGGCUGGGACUCAGCAUCGUCGGGAAGAGGAGUGGGAGCGGUGUGUUUAUCUCUGAGGUGGUCAGAGGGGGCGCUGCUGAGCUGGACGGUCGUCUGAUGCAGGGAGAUCAGAUUUUGUCGGUCAACGGAGAUGACACAAGACACGCCUCCCAGGAAACUGUCGCUGCCAUACUGAAGUGUGCUCGGGGUCUGGUGCUGUUGGAGCUCGGACGACUCAAAGCUGCAUCCUGGAUCUCCUCCAGACGCAACUCACAAGGAAGCCAGAUGAGUCAUGUGAGUGGGAACAGCUCAGGUGUUAUGGCUCCGCCCCUCACGCACACCUCAACAUGGAGUGACACCGUACCCUCUGACCCCCCGGCGUUGACCUCCACCGGCCCCCUGCCCCUCAUCAACAACAUGAAGUCCACCAGUGACAUCACUUCCUCCUCUAACAGCACAGUGGUCGAUGCUGGCAUCCGUACAGUGGAGAUCACAAGGAGUGUCAGUGACUCCCUUGGGGUGAGCAUAGCGGGGGGGAAGGGCAGCCCGCUGGGUGACAUACCCAUCUUCAUCGCUAUGAUUCAGGCCAACGGUGUCGCUGCCAAAACGCACCGACUCAAGGUGGGCGACAGGAUCGUCAGUAUUAACAGUCAGUCUGUGGACGGCCUGUCACACAGCGAGGUCGUCACCAUGCUGAAGAACAGCUACGGAAACAUCAGCCUGAAGGUGGUAGCAGAUACCAACAUCAGCGCCAUCGCCACUCAGGUGGAGAGUCUGUCCAGCAGCUCCAAUCUGUCAGCCAACACAGACACACACACAGCCGAGCCAGAGAGUCCGCGGCCCCGCAGCAUCAGUCUGGAGAAAGGUUCUGAGGGACUCGGCUUCAGUAUCGUUGGAGGAUUCGGCAGUCCACAUGGAGACCUGCCCAUCUACGUCAAGACCGUCUUCAGCAAGGGCGCAGCAGCGGUGGACGGGCGUCUGAAGCGAGGUGACCAGAUCCUGUCGGUGAACGGGGAGAGUCUGCAGGGAGCGACGCACGAGCAGGCGGUCGCCAUCCUGAAGAAACAGAGAGGAACCGUCACACUGGACAUCCUGUCAUAACACACACACACACACAAACACGGACACACACUCAGACACACCUGCAUGCAUACAUAUAUGACUCUGUGACUUUACACACUUUGACUCUUGGACUACAAAUCAUCGUGGAUCAAGAACUCUCAACUUCCCAACAUGCAAAAACGAAUAAACAGCAUCAGGCGGUCCCCACACGCACACGCACACGCACACACACACACACACACACACACACACACACACUUCCUGUGUGGUAAAACACCAGUGUUUGCAGCAUGCACCACAUGUGUCUCACCACUUAAAUACCUGAAACAGAGUUUCUCAUCCUUGGGGUCAGGCCACAGAUGGGGUUACCUGAUACUUAGAUAUGGUCAUGGGGAACAUCUGAGAUAUAGAUAUCAGUUUAGGUGUAUAGACGAUGAUCUUGGCUGCUGAGCUUGUUGUGAUAUCUCAACAACUACUGGAUGUAUUUGCACAUUUGAACAUAAAUGUCUGAACUAAAUGUUAUUGCAAUAUUUUAGUCUGAACCACAACUGUCAACAUCAUGGUGAUAAGAAGGGAUCCCACAUCUGGGCCACAUGAAUGUCAAAUUCAUCCAACAGUUGUCAGAAUGUUCUAAAUCUGCUAGUGCAGCAAAAAAAGAUAAAUCUGACACUUAAAUGUGGCUUCAGGAGCGAGAAAAGGUUGAGAAACUCUGUUACUAGACUCACUCUCAAUUCAGAUAACAUCUAAAAACAAAUCUCUGUCAAUAUGGAGUCAUGAUGGAGUGACAUUUAAAUCCAGCCUGCACUAGUUAAUACAAUCAGGUAGAAAUAGACAACAGGGAGGUUUGUUUUCUUGUUUAUAAUCCAGAGGAACAAAAGGGAAGAGUUGGUGAAAAUGUGUGUUCUCUGACACUACUGCACACGUUAGCUUAGCAUCUCCUCUGUGGUUAAAGACUGCUCAGCUGUUAGCCACUGAGUAGCAGUUAUCAUAAAUAUGGAAACCACUGGAGAGGAGUGUGUAACACUACUGAUCGUUUCAACACUCGUCAACAUCUGUUUUUUAUUCUCCAUCAGAACAAACAACCUAUAAAAGAAACAGCUGUUAUACACAAGAAGCUAGUCAUCAAAAGGGACUUGUUGGCUGUAACUGUGUAUUUUCAAACAUGGUAAUGACAAUUGGGUAACAUUUAAAUUUAAAAUGGUUGCAAAUUUUUCAAUUUAGUAAAUGAUUUCCUUUAAGUAUUGGCAGUCCCACACUUCCAUAUGAUAAUGUACUAAUCAUCAUAAGCAAGAUACACACAUCCAUUACGAGGAUAAUUUCUGCGGUUUAUUGUUUUCAGUGUUUACUCUUCAAAGAAAGUCUAAGUACUUACUGGUGUUUACUUUGAACAUUAUAAAUGGAUUAAGCCAUAAAUAACACAAUCUGACCGACAAAAUCAGCAUAAGUCAAAACCUGUAAACUUUGAAAACAAUGAGCCGUACUUAUAACUCUUAAUCAUAACAGACAACACUAAAACGUUCCUUCAUGAAAGAGACAAUCUGGUUUUAAAAAGGUUUUGUUCACAAACACUUCCUGAAGUUCAUCACAUUUCUGUUAAAUCAGAGAAUUCAGUCCGUUAAAGUUAAAGUUUCCUGUUUAGUUCUUAAGUUCUUGUAAAAAAAAGUGCAUCAUUCGACAAAAACAUUUCAUUCCUCAUACACACACAUUCUUCUUCCAGUAAUUAAUCCAUAUUGACACACAAAAGAAAACAUUAUAUAAAUGUUAAAUGUGUCUCCAUGGAGAUGACUCAGGACUUGGUGGGCUUGGAGACCCCCUGUCGCCCCCGGCAACAGAUACAGUGUCUUCCACAUGAUCGUUGUCAUGGAGAGAAAAAUGAUAAAAAUGUGUCUCCAUGGAGAUUUAAAAUAAUAAAAGGCUUUCUAGAAGUAGGCGUGAAUAAAAGCAAACAGACCGACAUUUAGUAAAAGUAUUGUUCUCUGUCCUCUAGCGAAGACAGAAGUUUCAGAUCUCUGUUCAGCGUAGCUUAGCACAAAGACUGGAAGCGGGGGGGGGACUGUUAGCCUAGCUCUUUCAGAGAAAUCCACCUUUAAACACAAAAGAGCCUGUUUAGAUUUAGUGAUCAAACUCCUCUUAGUGAAUACGCCCGUUAGCGCAAAGCUAAGUUUGACUUUAUGAACAGCUGCUACCACCUUAUUCUUAGCUAGCGUUAGCGCUUUAGCCGCUGGCUGGUGUAAAUGACAAACUUUAAAUUGGCAAACAUUCAAAACUGCUGAGUUUCUCCCGUCUCUCAAUUUAUACUCUGAGUUGUAUUUAUUUAUAUUUUGUGUUACUUACAAAUGCUGAUAGAUAACAGAUAGAUUUGAGAAGGUUAGAUAACAUGCUGACAAACUUCAGCCUUAGUCUAGACGGAGAACAAGAGGAUUUAUGGAAAUGUCAGACUGUUGCUUUCAAUAUUAAAUCUACAAUGAGAUGGUCGUUGUGUGUUUGGAACUACUACUUCUAGUUUUGCUGACGUCUAGUCUGAUACCGCAGUACUCUGUUCGGAUAUUUAGAUGUGUAAUUGAAGUAUUUAGCAGCGGCGUCGGAAUGGAGGAACAGUUUGUUUGUCUCUGCAGGAUCUUGUACUUUACACAUAUCAAUCAAGUGCGAAAUACUUAAUGUUCAGCCUUGUUUGUUAUAAGUACUGUCUUAAUUGUUGGUACCUUGAUUUGUAGAUGUCAGAGUAGAUGAACUGUAAAUUAUUUUUUGAUCUUGCUGGUAAUUAACAAUGUAUUUUUUGUUGUUUUAAUUAUUAUGAGCACCGAUAUGUUUGUGCCAGUGUCUGAAUCUCUGUAUGAACAGUCAGAAACCUCAAUGAAAACCCUGCAGCUUUGGUUUGCCUUCACACAGGACUCGUUCAGAGUCGCUGCCAAAAACCAGCUGAGGUUGCACUUUAUUUUACGUAAUUUCUUGAUCAUUUCCUCCAAAGUUUUCCUCGAAAGAAGUAUGUCAUUUGGUACUAUUUAUAGAGAAAAUGGAGAGUUCUAUAAGUCCGAGCACAAUAAACAAAUAAUGAAUAGAUUGAGACUCUUUGAAAGAAAGUCCUGUGAAAAAGUACAACUGCUUCAUCUGCUAAAAUAAAAUAUUGACGACAUA